AUGGAGGAAGUCCAAGAGGAGGAUGUGAUCAUAGAAGAGGUUCCCAAGGAGGCGACUGAGACGACCACUGCAGGAGACAGGGAGGAGGACAAGGGUGAAGAGGAAGAGGAGGAUGAGUGUGCAGCGGGCGAGGAGGAGGAAGAGGAGGACACCAGAAGUCCUGCAGACAAAGCGCUAGAUUUGCUCGAAGAAGAGAAGAAAAAGAUGAGCCCUUUGGAACAGUUGGAAAGAUCGCUCCUUUGGAAGGUCGAGGGCAAUGAGUUCUUCAAGAAAGGGGAGCUUUUCAAAGCCGCAGACUGCUACUACCACUCAAUUGUUUUUGCAAGAGACCUUACCAAGAAUCCGCAGCACUAUCCGGAGCUCAAGCAUACGCAUCAAGAAAUGACCAAAGCCAAGGAGCUUUGCGAGUCGGUUUUUACUAACUUGGCGCUGGUGCAGCUGAAGUACGGCUGCAGCUUAAGCCCUGAGAACUCCGAACGACACAAGGUUUUUGAAGAGGGGGUGAAAUCGGCCUCACAAGCCUUAAAGCUCAAUGCCAAGAAUGUCAAAGCCCUCUACAGAAGAGCAGCGACAAAUGCAGUUUUGGCUAAAGAUUGCAAGACUAAUUCAGAGGCGCAGGAGAUCUGUGCUGAAGUGAAAUCUGAUUUAGUGAAGGUGAUCGAAGCCGAGCCACAAAACAAGGAGGCUCGGGCCGAGCUGAAAGCAAUUCAGGAGCAUUUAAAGCAGCUCAAGCGUGAAGAGCGAGAAGGUGAGAAGAGGGAAUUCUCCUUCGCAAGCACACUCUCUGGGAUGGGCUUCAAGGAGAAGGACCUGCUGGGAGAUGGCUCUGUUCGCAAGCAGCAGGUCUCCGCCGGAGAUGGUGGCAAAUGGCUCAACAAGGACUGGCUCGACUGGAGUUCACCGACAAAAUGCGUUAUCCACAUUGCGGUCAGCUCUGUGGAAGAAGGCCAUUCUGUCCCUGUAAGCCUCUCCUUCAUCCUGGGCGAUCCGGACAUGCACGAAGGUAUUCACCUCGCUGUCAAGUCCAUGACCAAGGGCGAGGUCUCAAACUUUACCUUCUCAAGUGAGAGACUCGCUGCAAAAAGUGGCCUCACAAGACUCUUGCCAAAGCUUCAGGAUGUGUGCAAGUGGCAGAUCGAAUUCCAGAAGUUCGUGACUUGGGAAGACCUGGAUCGAAAUGGAGAAAGGCUUCGAAAGAUCCACGAAGAAGGAUACGGGGCCACCUUUGCUGAAGACCUUUCGGAGGUCUUUACACACUGGCGGCUCAUUGGUCCCGACAAUCAGCUGGUGCACUCUACGAGGUACACAGUAAGCUUGGGCAAUGGCCAAGACAUGAAGCAGGUGGAGGAUGAGGACAAAGUGGCUCCCUCCUUCAUCGUUGGAGAAUCGGCGUGGUCUCCUGUAGCAACCCUUUGCCGCUCUUUGCGGCAAGGAGGAGUGGCGGAACUACGUCUCAAGAAUGUGCCGGAACUCCCCAAGGAUCCGAAUGGAGAUGAUGUCUCAGCCAAGCUCUCCCUGAUGAUGAAUCGUGGGUCUACCGCCAAGCUCAGCCAUUGCACAGUCAAAGUGGAACUGGAACGAGUGGUGCCAGCUGUCGCAGGGCCCGAGGAUUCGAGGUGGCAAGGUUCAAGCACCUUGGUCCAGGAGCGCUUCCAUGCAGAGCAGCUUUUGGAGCAAGGAUACGAGCAAGCAGCUCUUGCCAGAUUGCGAAGAGUGGUCAACUGGGCUGGGCAGCUGGGAACAGAGGCUGCAUCGGUUCAAGAUGAUGUAGCAGCGGCAAAGACUGCGAUAGGCUGGGCCUUGGCUAGCUGUGCAGCGCCCAUCCUCGACAGUGGCAAUGUGAGCUCAGACGUACUCAAGAUUGCACGGAGAGAUAUGAAAGAGGCGGAGGAGCAUUGCCAAUGGCUUGAAUCGCAUGGCCAUUCAGGUGCUCAUCUUUUGCGCGCCAAGAUCCUGGUGGCCAAUGAUGAUGAUUUCGCCGGGGAUGUUGGCUUCAAUGAUGACUAUGCAUCAAAGGGUCACGAAUUCUUCGAUGUUUGGGCGCCUGAGAUAGCCACUCACUACGGGGAGGUGUUUUGGACAGAUCAGGGAAAUCAGCCCUUGCCGAAGGAGAUCGUGAAGCGUUUUGAGGGCAAGGUCAUGGCAAUUACAGGCUAUGAGAUGGACCAAGUGAUGGUGAAUCCUGUGGGUCAACCAGGUGUAAACCCAAAAGAUGAUGUCUCGGUGCCAAUUAAUUGGGCUUACAACCACCACUACAUGGCGUUCAUGACAGGCACCCAUUCUGAGCUCAAGAAAGUCUUUGCAGCACCAGGAGAUCCAAUGGCCCAUGGGGCCACAACGAAGUGGAUUGCCAUUGACAAGCCAUCCGCAGCUGGCCGCAAGGACACCUCUAUCCCUACUUCCCAAUUCUUCUCUGAAGGAAAUGGCGGAGAAUCUCGAAAGUCAUUCCAUGGGUAUCCAGAUGGAUUUGCCCAGCUGAUUGACUCACCAAAUAUGUGGCAUAUCACUCCGAUGCAAAUUGACACAAGAAACCGUGACUGUGGUGUCACUCCAGUUGACAUCAACAACUGCACAAAGUUUGCCCCUGGACCUGAACCCAAACAGGCAAGAUAUGGGCUGGGAACCCCUGCAGACACGAACUACAGUGGGCUCCUGGAGUGCCCUUGCAAUUCCAGGUAUGGAGGUGAUCCUAUGUUUUACCCGGAAGCCAAGAGCAAGAUCAUUGAGCAUAAGUAUGUACUGGGAUCCGGAGCAUGUAAGAGUGGCCAGGCUGUAGCAGAUGCCUCAAGUUGCUUCACUGGCGCAGAAACGCUUGGACUCAAUGCUUCACACUUCAUCAAUCAAACAUUGUCAGACCCAAAGCUACCCCCUGGUUGUUCCAUUACCAGGCUUGCCAACAACACCAUUGUUGUACGCUUCAACAGUGAUGGGCAAGGGAACUGCAGCUCCUCUAGUAAGCGCUCUGGAGAGGGAACCUCUAGGGUUGGCGUGAAGCUGGCAAUUGAGCUCGACAGCAGCGGCAUGUUCAAGAUGUCUCCUGCUGGACAAUACUGCAGCCAGAAUCGUGCAAACAAAAUCAAGUCAUUCCAAAUGCAAAGCUCCACCUUACAGGCAGCAAAAGAAGCCCGCGAUCAAUGCCAACAGUUCUGCUGGACAAGUUCAGCAUGCUGGGGUUGCAGUGUGGAUUGCGAGACGGAACCAUAUGCCUAUGGUGCUCCCUUUACAGCUUGCCAGUGGAAUGCCGUCACAUCUUGUGGAAAAGUAGAAGCAUGGGCUGGCUCCGUGGAAGGGGAUGUUAGUGAAAAGCAAGAUGGUGGCAGUGCAAAGAUUACCAUGUCUGGCCCCGCCAACGCUUGGUUUGGCGCAGGCUUCAAUGCUUCAGCAAUGGCCGAUAGCCCAUACACGCUUGUGGUGAAUGGCGAUGGAGUGACCGAGCGGAAGAUCGGUACUUGUGGCAGCGAAGCCGAGCAUUGCCCUGGCACUCAGCUUCGUACAAGCGUCAAGGUCGUGUCCAAUUCCGUUGUCAAAGGCAUUCGCACGGUCGUGAUGACCCGCGGCCUAAGCGGAAUUUCCAAGGAUCACUAUUCCUUUGAUCCAUUUUCAGACGAAACCAUAAACUUUAUCACUGCAGUGGGUUCCUCGCAGACAUUUGCCUAUCAUCGGGCACAUGGACCAAUGGAGGUAGCUCUUACCAGUGUUGGCUCCAGCUCUUGCGUUUGUGAUGCUGGCUUGGUUGGACGGCUUUGUGAAUCUGGUGGCACAAACUGCCAUGAAUUUGUGAAAGAUUGUGUGCCCUUUCCUGCUGGCGACUUGGCGGCGCAGAUGAACCCGACCUGCAACGCCCGGCAGUAUUCUGGUGGGCUCAAUUGCUGCCAUCACAAACGCAUCAUGUUGGAUGCCGACCAGGAAAUCCGUCCCGAGCUUUUGCGGUACCAUAUGAAGUUCCGCUUUUGGUUUCAAGAAUACAAAGCCAAGGAUGACAAGACCUCACAUUUUGAUUUGCCUCGGAUAUACUAUCAGACAGAGGCCCAUGCUGGAGAAUACGAUAUCCCUCCAGCCUUUGCAAGGCCAGGACAUCCAAUUGUCGGCUACCCCGACUGGCCCAUCAACAAACCGACACCUGGUACAAGCUGCACUGGAACUUGCCCAGAUGGCCCAGACUGCGAGUGUGUGCACACGAUCACGUACCAUUGGACUGUCAGCAACAUUCGCCUGAUAUAUGCUGGCGGACAUUGCCAUGCUCCCAGCUGCCUGUCGAUUGAGCUCUACCACAACUUGACCGGCACACCAAAGCUCUUGUGUCGUCAGCUCCCCAAGUAUGGCCAGGGUAACUUCCCCAAGGACAAGUGGGAUGAAGCUGGCUAUGUUACUUUGCCUCCAUGCUUGUGGAGUGAUGAGGAUCCCAGUCUAGAAGACACCGUUUGGCUUCCAGCAGACACACCAUUAAUUUCCAUCAAGAAGAACAACAACACCCAUUUGGGACACUUUGGAGAAAUGGCUUCGUGGCAGAUGCGGGGUGCACACAAGCAACUCAUAGAAGCUCAGAAGCAGCUUCCAGAUGACAAACGUGUGCAAGAAGAGUUGCGAAAGGUGAAGAUUGAGUUGCGAAAGGAGGAAGAACAACAAAGCCGGUCAAAGGUGGUUGAGAUCAGAGAUGGAUUGAAGAGGGCUCGCACGGAAGGAGGCGAAGUACUUCCCUUGCUCAGGCAGCUCUCAGAGACACGAUGCUCGUGGGACACCGUCAUGGAGACACGUAUUGGUGUCGAGCUCAAGAACUGUGAGGAUUGUGGUGAAGAAGCUACGAAGCUUUGCCAGGAGAUCCUUGCUAGGAUGAAGGAUGAGUCAAAAGAGCAGCGACCCAUGUGGGACACUUGA
Messenger RNA from Durusdinium trenchii, 4875 nucleotides. NCBI's taxonomy places the organism in Eukaryota, Dinophyceae, Suessiales, Symbiodiniaceae. The record is from the annotation of a GenBank genome assembly.